AACACUUAGAAGCAUAGGGGGGAAAAGAAAAAAGAAAAGGAGUUAUGGGAGUUGAUAAUAAAGUUUUGAAAACAUAUUAUGAAGUUUCUUUGCAUAAUAGUCCUAAAGAUUGUUGGGUUAUCAUAAAUGCUAAGGCAUACAAUGUGACAAACUUCCUAAAUGAUCAUCCUGGUGGUGAAGAAGUCUUGUUGGCAGCAGCAGGUAAGGAUGCAAGUGAAGAGUUUGAAGAAGCAGGACAUGGGAGUGCAGCAAGAUUGAUGCUAGAUGAAUUCUAUGUGGGAGAAAUUGAUCCUUCUACAAAAAAUAAUGCCACUUUGGGCACAACUUCAUCAACAAAUUUUGUUCAAAAGCAGAAUAAAAUUGAUUAUUAUCAAGGCAAGUCAUCUAGGCAAUAUGUAAAGCUUCUUCAAUUUUUGGUGCCAAUUGUAAUCUUGGGAUUGGGAAGUACUCUACUUAACUUUUGGUAUUGAAAGGAAGAAAAAAAACACUUUAGUGUUUGGCUUUUCAUUUUCACAUUUGUGUCAUUUACUGAUGGUUCAUCGAAAAU
Messenger RNA from Solanum dulcamara, 547 nucleotides. Its product is annotated as cytochrome b5-like. Gene Ontology annotation, molecular function: heme binding. Gene Ontology annotation, cellular component: intracellular membrane-bounded organelle; membrane. The transcript has 3 exons. The coding region runs from base 45 to 470 and encodes 141 amino acids. The record is from RefSeq and is a predicted model, not a curated record. Lineage: Eukaryota; Viridiplantae; Streptophyta; Magnoliopsida; Solanales; Solanaceae.